AGGUGAUGAUGCGGAGUGACGUGUCGCGGGGUGUGGCUACGCAGUGCGGCUCCGUCUCCCUAGCAAGAUACAGGCUGUCGCCGUCAUGUCUGACAACAAUAACGGGGAAGAGCCCGCGUUGCACGGUUCCUGGGUGGAGCUCCAAAUGAACAGCAACGGGAAUAAUGUAGACAGCAACAGGAAUGGAGGGCUGGAACAUGUGCCAUCCUCCUCCUCUAUCCACAAUGGAGACAUGGAGAAGAUCCUCCUGGAUGCCCAGCAUGAGUCCGGACAGAGCAGUUCCCGAAGCAGCUCACAGUGUGAAAGCCCCUCACCUGAAGAAGGACAAAUCACCUUUGAUGUCGAGAUGCACACAAGUAAAGACAGCUUCCAGUCGGAGGAAGAAGAUGAAGAUGUAGAAAAAGAAGAGGAAGCUCUAAAGAAAAGUGCAGACUGGGUAUCUGACUGGUCAAGUAGACCUGAAAAUAUUCCUCCCAAGGAAUUUAAUUUCCGCCACCCCAAGCGCUCAGUGUCUUUGAGCAUGAGAAAGACUGGCGCCAUGAAGAAAGGGGGCAUUUUCUCUGCAGAGUUCCUGAAAGUGUUUAUCCCUUCUUUAUUCAUCUCUCAUAUUCUGGCUCUGGGUCUGGGUAUAUACAUUGGAAAGAGGCUGACCCUUCCAUCUGCCAGUUCCUAUUGAUGGAGCAUGAUGUGGAAUUGAACCCGUGACCCUGUGAAGAUGUGUUCCUGUCACAUUUGUGCAUUCGAACUUUGCACCAUGUUAAGCAUGACUCAAAGCACCCCUCUACCCUUCACCCAUCUUUCAAACCGGGGGAAACUUUUUUUUUUCCCAUCUUGUAGGUUCAGAGCCCCAGUCCAUAAUGUGAAGAUCCUGAUUUACCCAACAGAGAAUAACUUGUUUCCCGAUACUUCUCUGCAGAGCCAGAAACACAGCUUUCCCUUGGGAUAAAAAAGAAAAAUGGUCUGGUUCAGUCCAGCAAAGAUUUCUCUGUCCUUACCUGGAUGAAUACAACAGGGAUUCUGCAGCUUGUGUGUUCGAAUGAAGCUAGCAGUUCUCUUGCUGUUGUCAUCUAAAUCCUACAGAGCUUUCGCUCUUACUGUUUAGGUGAUGAUCAGAAGCACUCAUUGUCAUUGGAUGGAUAAGGCUAUCUGUGCCCUCCCUGCCAUAGUUUGGAGUAAUUCACCAAUUUCCGGUGUCUUGGUGAGGCCAGCAGUGCUCUAAGGUUGCAGGCCGCCGGCGUUGCUUGAUGUCUAUGACUGAAUGAAGCCACCAGAGUUUUUCCUUGCUGUCUGGAUGACAACACCAGUGCUUGAAGUAACUUUGUGCGGAUUACGUUUGCUGUCUUUUCCUUGUCAUUAGAUGAAGCUGGUCACUGAACGGAGCUGGUAGUAGUUGCGUGGAUAAGGAUCGAAGUGCUUUCCCCAACAUUAGGUGAAGCCACCCAACCUAUAAAUUUACACAUCCCUUUGUUGGAGAGUAAAAACAUUGGCCUUUGCCACAUACAGUAGCUGUGCAGACAGGAGCUCUGGAUCUACAAAUAACAACCCACUAACUUUCUAAGUGAGAAAAUCCAUAAAAUCCUUCAGCCUGCAGAAGGUUGAGCAGUCAUCCAGUCCCACCUCCACAUGGUGCAAAAAGUAGGCCACUGGUAAACCAUUAUAGGGACAGUAUCAUGGAGACUUUUUAAAAACACAUUUUUGGUAGCAAGUAUAUCUUUUUCAGAUUCCAUCUCAGUAUUGCCACAAAAAUAUUUGGGAUUUGGUACAGAGAAGGUUUUACAACAAUAGUAGCUUGUUUGAAAGAUUUAGCACCAUAUAUAAAAUGCAUCUUUACGUAAUCCAGGUAUUACAUUCUAGUGAUCUGUACUGAUCGUGAGCAUCUCAUGCCUGAUAGAAUUCAUUACCUCUUUGGGUUUAGUACAGUACUCAUGCACUGCCCUCUGUGUAUAUAAUGAUGUAUACCACCAUUGUAGUAUGUGCAGAUUAUAAUCACAUGUAGCAUAUCCUUGAUAUUGGAAUCCGCUGGGAUCGUCUCCCUGUAACAUCAAUAACAGCACCUCGUUAAAUAGAGGAUUCUUAUUGCUCUUUAAGAAGAACGUCGUUAAUUCAGGCUGUGGGCCUGAACAAAACACUGCACAAUCCCUCACUGACUGGUCCUUUGCAUUAUAAGCUCAAGGGCAGAAUAUUACCUUAACACAAUCUACACUAUCAUCACUCCUCUGCCUGUCUCCAAGCUGGAAAUCUGCCCAAUUUCCUCUUUUUAUGUCUGUAUGUGUUUUUUUUUUUUU
Molecule: messenger RNA, 2285 nt
Organism: Rana temporaria (common frog)
Lineage: Eukaryota; Metazoa; Chordata; Amphibia; Anura; Ranidae
Gene: BNIP3L
Product: BCL2 interacting protein 3 like
Exons: 6
Coding region: 86-676 (196 amino acids)
Biological process (GO): positive regulation of apoptotic process; defense response to virus; mitochondrial outer membrane permeabilization
Cellular component (GO): mitochondrial outer membrane; mitochondrial envelope; nucleus
Source: RefSeq, a predicted model, not a curated record